AUGCUGUUCCCGCCCUUCGACGUGGUGUCUGCGCUGGCCACCGUGGUCGCCUGCCUGGUGUCGGUGACGCUGCUGCUGGCCGUCUCGCAGCAGCUGUGGCAGCUGCGCUGGGCCGCCACCCGCGACAAGGCCUGCAAGCUGCCCAUCCCCAAGGGCUCCAUGGGCUUCCCGCUCGUCGGAGAGACCUGCCACUGGCUCCUGCAGGGCUCCUACUUCCAGUCGUCGCGGCGGGAGAAGUACGGGCCGGUCUUCAAGACGCACCUGCUGGGCCGGCCGCUGGUGCGCGUGACCGGCGCCGAGAACGUGCGCAAGAUCCUGAUGGGCGAGCACAGCCUGGUCAGCACCGAGUGGCCGCGCAGCACCCGCAUGCUCCUCGGACCCAACACCGUCGCCAACUCCAUCGGGGACAUCCACCGCCACAAGAGGAAGGUGCUCUCCAAAAUAUUCAGCCACGAAGCCCUGCAGAGCUACCUCCCGAAGAUCCAGCUGGUGAUCCAAGACACAUUGCGGGCCUGGAGCAGCAACCCGGAGCCCAUCAACGUCUACUACGAGGCGCAGAAGCUCACCUUCCGCAUGGCCAUCCGAGUCCUGCUGGGCUUCCGCAUCCCGGACGAAGAGCUCAGCCACCUCUUUGAGGUCUUCCAGCAGUUUGUGGAGAACGUCUUCUCCUUGCCUUUGGACCUGCCUUUCAGUGGCUACCGGAAGGGGAUUCGUGCCCGGGAAGCGUUGCAGAAGGGUCUGGAGAGAGCCAUCCGGGAAAAGCUGCAGAACACACAGGGCAAGGACUACUCGGAUGCCCUGGACCUGCUGAUUGAAAGCGGCAAGGAGCACGGGAAGGAGCUGACCAUGCAAGAGCUGAAGGACGGCACCCUGGAGCUGAUCUUUGCUGCCUAUGCGACCACCGCCAGCGCCAGCACCUCCCUGAUCAUGCAGUUGCUGAAGCACCCCCAAGUCCUUGAGAAGCUCCGUGAGGAACUGAGGAGUCAAGGGAUGCUCCACAACGGCUGCCUGUGCGAAGGCUCCCUCCAGCUGGACACUCUCAACGGCCUCCACUACCUGGACUGCGUCAUCAAGGAGGUCCUGCGGCUCUUCACCCCCAUCUCGGGGGGCUACAGGACCGUGCUGCAGACCUUUGAGCUGGAUGGCUUCCAAAUCCCCAAAGGCUGGAGCGUCAUGUACAGCAUCCGGGACACCCACGACACGGCUCCCGUGUUCAAGGAUGUGGACGUCUUUGACCCCGACCGCUUUGGACAGGGCCGCACCGAAGACAAGGACGGCAGGUUCCACUACCUCCCUUUUGGCGGAGGCGUACGGACCUGUCUGGGCAAACACCUCGCCAAACUCUUCCUCAAAGCACUAGCCAUCGAGCUGGCCAGCACGAGCCGGUUUGAGCUGGCCACAAGGACUUUCUCUCGGGUCACGCUGGUGCCCGUGGUCCAUCCGGUCGACGGGCUGAAGGUGAAGUUCUUUGGACUCGACUCAAACCAGAACGAGAUCUUGACAGAGACAGAAGCCCUGCUGGAUGCCACUGUCUAAGGCAGAGCCCCGGCCUGCUUCUCUGGGC
This is a messenger RNA of Euleptes europaea (tarantolino), 1564 nucleotides long. RefSeq names its product cytochrome P450 26B1. Lineage: Eukaryota; Metazoa; Chordata; Lepidosauria; Squamata; Sphaerodactylidae. The transcript has 6 exons. The record is from RefSeq and is a predicted model, not a curated record. The coding region runs from base 1 to 1536 and encodes 511 amino acids. Gene Ontology annotation, molecular function: heme binding; oxidoreductase activity, acting on paired donors, with incorporation or reduction of molecular oxygen; iron ion binding. Gene Ontology annotation, biological process: sterol metabolic process.